AUGGGCACAAGGAAUCACACCGGUGUGACUGACUUCAUCCUCAUGGGGCUGACGGAUUCUGCAGAGACACAGCUGGUCCUCUCCGUGCUCUUCCUCCUGAUUUACCUGAUUACUGUGCUGGGGAACAUGGGGAUGAUAUUGAUCAUUCGCCUGGAUCCCCAGCUGCACACACCCAUGUACUUUUUUCUCACUCACCUGUCAUUUCUUGACUUCAGCUACUCAAGUGUUGUCACCCCUAAAACCUUACAGAACUUACUGACUUCCACCAAGAGCAUCUCCUACCUCCAGUGCUUCACACAGAUGUAUUUCUUUAUACUUUAUGUUGCUGCUGAAUGUUUCCUCCUGUCCUCCAUGGCCUAUGAUCGCUAUGUGGCUAUCUGCCGCCCACUACACUAUCCAGUCAUUUUGUCCACAACUUUGUGCCGUGCUCUGCUAGCUGGCUCCUAUGUUGUUGGCUUUGUGGAUUCCACUGUGGUUGUGGUUUCCAUGAGCACACUGCAUUUCUGCAACACUAAUGUCAUCCAGCACUUUUUCUGUGACUCAUCUCCAAUAUUAGCACUGUCUUGCAGUGAUACACACAAGGCUGAAAUCAUUAUAUUUAUUUUUGCUGGCUUCUCCCUAAUAGUGUCCCUCAGCACCAUAUCUGGAUCCUAUCUGUCCAUCCUCUCCACUAUCUUAAAAAUUAAUUCCGCCACUGGAAAGAAAAAAGCCUUCUCUACCUGUGCCUCCCACCUCCUGGGAGUCACCAUCUUCUACAGCAGCACAAUCUUCACUUACCUAAAACCAAAGUCAUCCUACUCCUUGGGCAGGGAUCAGGUGGCUUCUGUGUUUUACACGAUUGUGAUCCCCAUGCUGAACCCUCUCAUUUACAGUCUCAGAAACAGAGAGGUGAAGAGCGCUGCCCUGAGAGUCCUGCAGAAGAGAGAGGGUUCUAAAAAAUUAAAAUACUAG
Molecule: messenger RNA, 951 nt
Organism: Fukomys damarensis (Damara mole-rat)
Lineage: Eukaryota; Metazoa; Chordata; Mammalia; Rodentia; Bathyergidae
Product: olfactory receptor 8H1
Exons: 1
Coding region: 1-951 (316 amino acids)
Biological process (GO): G protein-coupled receptor signaling pathway; sensory perception of smell
Cellular component (GO): membrane
Molecular function (GO): olfactory receptor activity; odorant binding; G protein-coupled receptor activity
Source: RefSeq, a predicted model, not a curated record